This is a messenger RNA of Acytostelium subglobosum LB1, 1566 nucleotides long. RefSeq lists its product as hypothetical. The annotation marks the transcript as partial. The transcript is spliced from 7 exons. The record is from RefSeq and is a predicted model, not a curated record. Lineage: Eukaryota; Evosea; Eumycetozoa; Acytosteliales; Acytosteliaceae.
AUGGAUAAUAAUGGAGGCACAAGUAGCCCAAAUCAUAGCUACACAAGGAUGAACUCCCUUCAACAACAACAACAAAACAACAAUGAUCAACAACAUUCGCAUCAUCACUUGCAUACAGAGACAGAUGAGUAUGAUGAUGGUAAUAGACCAUUCUUCUUCUCAGGUGGCAGUAGCAAUGGUGCCUCGGCCACCAAUAGGCUGAUGGCAGACGAUGACGAGGAGGACAAGGAGAACCACGCAUUCAUCGAGGUCGAUCUACUGCGUGAGCCACCACGUCGCUCACUCUGGCAGUGUCUGGCAGAGAAGCGAUUCCGUGGUGUAUCACUCCUACUCCUCAUUGGCAUCGGUCUCAUCCUACUCAUUCUCAGUAUCAUCUUUGUGUUUCGCAUGCGAGAUGAACAUGACAAUGAAUUGCCCAUCAUAUAUCAUGCCAAUCCACUCAUUGUUAUAUCGAUAGAUGGCUUCAGAUACGACUUCCUGGACAGGGGUAUCACUCCCAACCUUCUAUCACUUUACACUGGCGAGGACCCUGGAGUCAAGGCCGACUACAUGACUCCUCAGUUCCCUUCAAAGACAUUCCCCAAUCAUUAUUCAUUGGCGACUGGACUGCAUCCAGAGUCACAUGGAAUCGUAUCAAACAAGUUCUAUGACACUGUUACAAAGAAAACAUUCCUCAGCAAGACCAAUGAAUCUACCGUUGCCACAUGGUACUUGGGUGAGCCAAUCUGGAGGACAGCAACACUCAACGACAUCAAAUCAGCAUGCUACUACUGGGUAGGAUGCUCAGCCAUCCCUGCCGACCUCAAUAUACCAGGCUUCAACUUCACUGCCUCUAGCAAGAUUAUUGAUCAAGUAAUUAAUUGGAGAAAUGAGAGCAAGCCACCUGGAAUCAUCAUGGCAUAUAUCUACGAGGUGGACGACGCUGCACACUUUCAUGGCGGACCAGACUCGGCAGCCGUCAACGACGCCAUCAAGUCUGUGGACGCAUCAAUUGGAACAUUGAUCAACUCACUCAAGGCUCAGGGUCUGUACAACAAGACCAACAUCAUUGUACUAUCCGAUCAUGGCAUGGCCACUGUAACAAAGGCAAUCGAUCUCUCCAAUGUACUCAACUACACCAGUGUCUAUGUACCAGAUGUGACACCAAUACUCUCAGUCUACGAAUCAGACUAUGGUCCCAAUGGUAUCAUUGAGGCCUAUGAAAACUUGACCAAAGCAAACAUACCCAAUCUCAAGGUCUAUUUUAAGGAGGACAUCCCUGAGGAGUAUUAUUACAACAAUUCGCCAAGGAUCGCUCCCCUGAUCGCUGUUGCCGAUGAAGGCUAUCAAAUCCUUGCUCCAAAAGCACAAGACUUCUACAAUAACUCUGGAGAGCACGGAUACAACAACACACUCAAGGAUAUGAGAGCAAUAUUCAUUGGACAUGGACCCAAUCUUAAGAGCAACGUCACUGGCUUCAACUUUGAGAACAUCCAUGUGUACAACUUGUUUGCCAAACUGAUCAAUGCGACCAGGGUACCAACAACCAACUCGACAAACGUAUUGGUGGACUUGGUAUACCAACCA